Coffea eugenioides is the source of this 795-nucleotide messenger RNA. RefSeq lists its product as uncharacterized. The transcript has 3 exons. The coding region runs from base 114 to 593 and encodes 159 amino acids. The record is from RefSeq and is a predicted model, not a curated record. Lineage: Eukaryota; Viridiplantae; Streptophyta; Magnoliopsida; Gentianales; Rubiaceae.
AGUGAAUACAGCUUUCCUUUGCUCAAUGUUCCUGUAGUCAUCAAAAUCACCACAUACAUCAGGAAGAAGAGAUAAAGAGUGUGCUUUAGGGCCAAUCUUGUUUCGUUUAAACGAUGGCCAAAAUAUUUGGCAUAUUUGCUUGUUUUCUGAUUGUGGCUUUGGAUGUUACAGCAGGGAUUCUUGGUAUCAAAGCAGAAGCAGCUCAAAACCAGCAAAAGCAUUUGAGGGUUUUCAUAUUUGAGUGCAAAGAGCCAAGCCAUGAUGCCUUUCUUCUGGGAUUGGCUGCAGCAUCCCUUCUUGCAAUAGCUCAUAUACUUGCAAACCUGCUUGGAGGAUGCAGUAUUUGCACUACACAUGAUGUUCAGAAAGCAUCCCCCAGUAGGCAAAUCUCUCUAGCAUGCCUGCUAUUCACAUGGAUCAUACUGGCUGUCGCCUUGUCUAUGUUGGUGAUUGGAAUAAUGUCAAACAGGAAGUCAAGAGCCUCUUGUGGUUUCACACACCACCAUUUUCUGUCUAUUGGAGGAAUCUUGUGCAUGGUUCAUGGCCUAUUUUCUGUUGCCUACUAUGUUACAACCACCGCAGCAAAUCCAUAGGCAACAAAAGGCUCAAUUUACUAAUCUAUGGUGUUCCCCUUUUUUCCCCUCAUUUUUGUGUUCACCUUUUGGUACUUUGAUUAGUCUCUCUACACACUCUUCCUUUUGAAACCUCAUGUAUGAUAAAAACAUCCCCACCAGGCCACCACUAUGGGCUUGUUCUCAAUUGAUUAUUUUAAAUGAUUAUAAAUUCUAAUUUUAG